Molecule: messenger RNA, 2555 nt
Organism: Sinocyclocheilus anshuiensis
Lineage: Eukaryota; Metazoa; Chordata; Actinopteri; Cypriniformes; Cyprinidae
Product: gastrula zinc finger protein XlCGF8.2DB-like
Exons: 2
Coding region: 924-2105 (393 amino acids)
Biological process (GO): regulation of DNA-templated transcription
Molecular function (GO): DNA-binding transcription factor activity, RNA polymerase II-specific; RNA polymerase II cis-regulatory region sequence-specific DNA binding
Source: RefSeq, a predicted model, not a curated record
UAUUAGAUGUGCUACACACUCUUUCAAUCGCAGCUCUUUUCAGCACAUUUGAUAACAGAUGAUGUAUUUCACCAGUUAUUUAGCUCUCAAUAGCUCUGACAGUUGUUUUAUUAUUAUAGCGUGUAAUGUACACGUCUCGUGCAGUUUCGUGAUUUUAGCGCGUGAACGGGACCUUUAUUUUGCUGUGGCGAUCUAUGACGUCAUAAGGCGGCGCCUUGCUCCUGCUGAUCUCCGAGUAGGCUGAAGACGUUUGUGUUUUUAAGCAUUUAAAGUGUAUUGAUACAUGGAUUUUAUAGAUACAGCCGAUUUUAUAGUUUUAAAAGGCGAUGUAAAUGAAACGAUUAUUUUUGAAUGUAACUUUAAUGUUUUCUCUAACAUUAAUGAUCGUUAUUUUUCGUAACAGAAAAGGUCCGUCUCAUUUCGCUCGCUAUUUGAAUCAGUUGAUCGUAAACACGGAUUCGAUCACUGGCACGUGAAAAUCCGAAUCAACUGAACCGGAACGAUUCAGAGAUUCGAAUCUCUGAAUCACGACUCCUGCUCAAAACAGUGUACAAGCAACACAAACAUGUGCGAUGACAACUAAUACAAACAACAGCAAAUGUUUUAAAGUAGAAUGUAAUAAAUAUAAUUAACAAGUCAAUGAUUACCAGAUUUAAGACCUAACUAAAAUAUUGUGGUUCUGUAUAAUGUACGUUCAUUUAUUAAUUUGCAGUGCUGGUUUUGAUUGUUUAUGUUUUUGGGCUAAUCAGGCCAUUGACUGACUCCCUUACUAGUGCGCUGACUACUGAAAUGAGGAGCUGAUUGAGACGCACCCAGAGAUUUAGUUUGCAUUCAUUUUUCUGUCUGUUACCUUUUCUCAUCUUAAACACACAGAAAAACUCCUGCUGAAGCGACUGAGACACACGUGACACACGAUUAUAAAGAUGGAGUUUAUUAAAGAGGAGAGUGAAGACGUGAAGAUUGAAGAAGCAUUCAGAGACAAACAUGAAGAUACUGAGACACAAACAGACCAGAUGGUGUUGAAUGAGGAACGUCAAGAACUGAAUGAAAGAGAAGAGAAAACUCAGUAUGAGAAACAUGAUUUCAUGACUAGAGAAAAAUCCACAAAGACUGAGAAGACUUCCUCACAAAAAAGAGGUCAUAAAACCAAAUCCAAGGGUUAUUUCACUUGCCAUCAAUGUAGAAAGAGUUUUAAUCUAAAACAAAACCUUGAAGUCCACAUGAGAGUUCACACUGGAGAGAAGCCAUUCACAUGCCAACAGUGUGGACAGCAUUUCAGUCAGAAAGGAAACCUUAAAAAACACAUGAGAAUUCACACUGGAGAGAGGCCCUUUAUCUGUCAAGAGUGUGGAAAGAGCUUCACAGUAGAACUAAACCUUAAGUAUCACAUGAGAAUUCACACUGGUGAAAACACUUUCACCUGCCAAGAAUGUGGGAGAAGUUUCACUCAAAAACAAAGCCUCAAAUUUCAUAUGAGAAUUCACACCGGAGAGAAGCCUUACACUUGCACUCAGUGCGGAAAGAGUUUUGCUCAGAAAAACACCCUUAAUUAUCACAUGAAUACUCACAAUGGAGAGAGAUCUUUCACCUGCCAACAGUGUGGAAAAAGUUUCGCUCACAAACAUAGUCUUAAAGUCCACAUGAGAAUUCACACUGGAGAGAAACCUUACACUUGCACUCAGUGCAGAAAGAGUUUUGCUCAGAAAAACACCUUGAAUUACCACAUGCGCAGUCACACUGGAGAGAAACUGUUCACAUGUGAUCAGUGUGAAAAGAGCUUCACAACAGAAGUAAACCUUAGGUAUCACAUGAACAUACACACUGGAGAGAAGCCGUUCAAAUGUGAUCAGUGUGGAAAGAGGUUCACACGUAAAAUAAGCCUUAAUAACCACAUGAGGAAUCACUCAGGAGAGAAAUCUUUUAUAUGUCAUCAGUGUGGAAAAAGUUUCAGUCAUAAAAGUAGCCUCAACACUCACAUGAGACUCCACACUGGAGAGUACUCCUGCAAACUAUGUGGGAAGAGCUUCUCACAAAUAGGAAAUCUUAAGAUUCACAUGAGAAUUUGCACAGGAGAGAAGCCAUUCAAAUGUGCGGAAAAUGAUUAACACGAAAGGAAAACCACACGAGGAUUCACACAAGGGAUUUAUGUCAUCAGUGUGACACAGACAAGCAGUUAAACAGUUAAAGUAAACCUUUAAACUUGCAUCAGAGUUUACACCAGAAAAUGUGCUUCUGUGUGAAAUUAAGGCAACUUUUACAUUUCAGCUGAACAUGGACCCAAUCUGAAUGUCCACCUUCACCCUGCCCAGCCAUAUCACCCUGCAGCCCAAGACUGGUUGCCCACUGAAGCUAAGCAGGGCUGAGCCUGGUCAGUACCUGGAUAAAGGGGCGCCAGGUUAGGAUGAUGUCAGGGGCCUGGUGAGGGAGAGGGGGCCCAUUUUUUUACUGAGGGGGAGCCGAGUCAAUAUGAUGUUCAGGGGCCCCGGAAACUAUAGCGAUUCCCCUGUGUGGGUCCUAAUGCCCCAGUAUAGUGAUGGAGACACUAUACUGUCAAC